UCCGCUCUCGCACUGAUCCGCCGUUGCCUUGCCCGCUCUCAGCUGGUGUUGCGACCACACAGCCAGUGUGUGCUCUCCGCUCGUUGUUUGGUACUUUUGGUGAACUUUAUUUCGCCUAGUGUGCGGCGCGUUGCGCAUCACCGGCUCCGUGAGGGGGGGUUUUCAAAACUUGCCGCUGCAAAAAUGGACUGAAGCAACAACUCAACAAAGUGUGGAUACUUAAAAAGAAAAAGGAAGAGUAUUUUUCUUCUGUAGAGAGCGACCUUUUUCUGAAGGGGGUUGAAUUACCAUCAUGGAAGAGGACGACGGGCAUCAUGAGAACGGUAUCCACGCCACCAAGGACUCGGACCGUCAGCAGCGGCUCCGGCUUUGCGUUUUAAAUGAAAUACUGAACACCGAGAGGGACUAUGUUCGCACAUUGCUUUUCCUUCAGUCGGCAUUUUUGCACAGAAUCAGACAAACUGCAGAUGACCAACAGUGUCUCUCACCUGAACAUGUCAAGAUUCUGUUUUCAAAUAUUGAGGACAUCCUGGAGUUGCACAAAGAGGUGUUGUCUGCAGUCGAGACCAGUCUGCAGCCCGAACCCCACCCUCAUCAUGCACUGGGACACGUGUUCCUCCAGUUUAGGGAGAGUUUCUCAGUGUACGGCGAGUACUGCAGUAACCAUGAGAAGGCUUUACGACUUCUCAUGGAGCUAAACAAGAUCCCCAACAUCAGGACCUUCCUGCUGCACUGUAUGCUACUCGGAGGGAAGAAAAGCACUGAUAUUCCCCUGGAGGGCUACCUUCUCACCCCCAUUCAGAGGAUCUGCAAGUACCCUCUUCUCCUGAAGGAACUGCUUAAGCGGACCCCUAAGAAGCACGCUGACUAUCCAGCAGUGGAAGAGGCUCUGCAGGCCAUGAAGGCGGUGUGCUCCAACAUCAAUGAGACCAAGAGGCAGAUGGAGAAACUGGAGGCUCUGGAACAGCUGCAGUCCCACAUUGAGGGCUGGGAGGGAACAAACCUGACAGAUAUUUGCACAGAGUUGCUGCUUCAUGGAAAUCUCCUUAAAAUCUCAGCCGGCAACAUCCAGGAACGUGUCUUCUUCCUCUUCGACAACCUUCUGGUUUACUGCAAGAGGAAGUCCAGGGUUUCUGGAAAGAAGUCCACCAAAAGGACCAAGUCUAUCAACGGACCCCUGAACUAUGUGUUCAGAGGUCGAAUCAAUACUGAGGUGAUGGAGGUAGAAAAUGUAGAAGAUGGAACAGCGGAUUAUCACAGCAACAACUACACAGUGACUAAUGGCUGGAAGAUCCACAACACUGCUAAAAACAAGUGGUUUGUCUGCAUGGCCAAAAAUGCAGAGGACAAGCAGAAGUGGCUGGAUGCCAUCUUGAGGGAACGGGAGCAGAGAGAGAGUCUCAAACUUGGAAUGGAGCGGGAUGCCUACGUGAUGAUUGCAGAGAAAGGGGAGAAGCUCUACCACAUGAUGAUGACCAAGAGUCGGCACCUGAUUAAGGAUCGACGCAGGAAGCUCAGCAUUGUACCCAAGUGCUUCAUGGGAAAUGAGUUUGUGUCAUGGCUGAUAGAGAGUGGAGAGAUCAGUAAGCCUGACGAAGGAGUCAACCUGGGACAAGCUUUGCUGGAAAACGGCAUCAUUCACCAUGUGUCAGACAAGCACCAGUUCAAGAACGAGCAGGUGUUGUACCGAUUCCGCUACGAUGAUGGCACCUACAAAGCCCGCAGUGAGAUGGAAGACAUCAUGUCGAAGGGCGUCAGGCUGUACUGCCGCCUGCACAGCCUCCACACGCCUGUCAUCAAGGACAGAGAUCACCAUCUGAAAACCUUUAAAUCUGUGGUGCCUGCCAGCAAACUGGUUGACUGGCUAAUCUCGCAGGGAGACUGCUCGACCCGAGAGGACGCUGUGACGCUGGGUGUGGGGCUCUGCAACAAUGGCUUCAUGCACCAUGUCUUGGAGAAGAGCGAGUUCAAAGACGAGUCCCAGUUCUUCCGCUUCUAUGCAGAUGAGGAAAUGGAGGGAACCAGCACCAAGAGCAAGCAGCUCCAGCGCAAUGACUUCAAACUCAUCGAAAACAUCUUGGUCAAAUCCCUGGUGAUUCACCCUGAGGAAGAAGACUAUGGCUUUGAGAUUGAGGAGAAAAACAAGGCCAUUGUGGUGAAAUCUGUCACCAGAGGCUCACAUGCUGAGAUGGCUGGCCUGCAGGUGGGCAGGAAGAUCCACACCAUCAACGAGGACCUGCUGUUCCUCAGGCCCUUCUCCGAGGUGGAAACCAUGAUCAGCCAGGCCUUCUGCGUACGACGCUCCCUGCGGCUUCUGGUAGCCACCAAGGCCAAAGAGAUUGUGAAGAUCCCUGACAACCCAGACAGCCUCUCCUUCAGACUCUGUGGCUCUUCCCCUCCUCACGUCCACGCUGUCAGGAAAGGCUGGGAGGCGGCAGCGGCGGGUCUUCAGCCCGGCCAGGUCAUCCUGAAGGUCAACGGCAACAACGUCAACCGCAGUGACUACCAAGAGGCCCUGGAGCACUUCACCGCCCAGCACACACACCAGGAGCCUCCCCAAGCGUGUCAGUGGGUGUAUCGUGCAUUUGAGGACGUGGAAGAAAGAGACCGCGGUGCAGGUGAGAAGGAGGAAAGCCCUUUCAGGCCUUAUCCAGUGGAGAAUGGUUCUGACCACGAGGAGGAGAAUGGCACCAAUGGAACAGACCACCGACUGAGCAGACUUUCCCUCUCCGACGAGCUGCCUCUAGUCAGUAUGACGGUGGAUAACGUCCAUCUGGAGCACGGUGUAGUUUACGAAUACGUCAGCACUGCCGGCAUCAAGAGCCACGUCCUGGAAAAGAUGGUGGAGCCCAAAGGCUGCUUCAGCCUCACCGCUAAGAUCCUGGAGGCAUUUUCUGGCGAUGACAGCCUCUUUGUUCGUAACUGCAGCCAACUCAUCUCCCAGAGCGACCGAGUAGUUACCAUGCCUCAGUACGAGUUCAGACAAAUCUGUGACACCAAGCUGGAGAGCAUUCGACGGCGUAUCAGCAGCUAUGAGCAGUUUGCCCUGGAGCUGAAGAACAAGGCGUGGCCCUGCUUCAGGCAGGCCGGCGGUCGCCCUCAUCCACUGGGCUGCAUGGACUUUGUUCCCACCAAUUGCCAUGUCAACUUCAUGCAGGUCUCCUACCCCAAGAGUACUACCUCCGCUGGCAGGACUUUCAGCAUCCGCUUCGGGCGUAAGAACUCCCUGUUUGGCCUGGAUCCUGACCAAGGUAGAGGGGACACGCGUACACACACGCCUCGAUCGACACAACUGAACCCCAUGUCCCACACCCAGCACUGUGUAACCAGCAUGGGAGCUCCUUCCUGGAACUGCUCUGGUCUGGAAGGGGACGAGGCAGACGGCAACGGGGAGGUGACCGUAGAUGGAGGCGAGGGUGGCCACAGCGAUGGCGGUUUAAGCUUCCUGCUCAAACAGGAAGACAUGGAGACCCAGGAUGCCUACAUUCACUUGUACAGCCGCCUUGAUGUAGCAGUAAGGGAGAUGCGGCAGUAUGUUGCUCAGAUAGACGUCCUCUUGUCAUCUAUCACUGAACCCACACAACUCCAAGGGGAAGGUGGGGAGCCUCCGGUUUACGAGCCCAGUCAGCCACCUUCUCUGGCCCCCUGCGAGGAUGGCUGUGACCAGGACAAAGUGGAGCAAGGCGGCAUCAAAAGGGUGUGCUUCAAGGUGAACGAGGAGGACCAGGAGGACUCGGGUCAUGACACGAUGAGCUACAGGGACUCAUACAGUGAAUGCAACAGCAACAGAGAUUCGGUCCUGUCCUACACCAGUGUGCGAAGUAACAGCUCUUACCUGGGGAGUGAUGAGAUGGGAUCAGGUGAUGAGCUGCCAUGUGACAUGAGGAUUCCCUCUGACAAACAGGACAAGCUGCACGGCUGCCUGGAGCAUCUUUUCAAUCAGGUCGACUCCAUCAACAGCCUACUCAAAGGACCUGUCAUGGCCAAGGCCUGUGAAGAGACUAAGCACUUUUACUCCGACCACAACCAACCAGAGUUCCGCCAAACAGAAGACUGGACUGUUCGUUGUCGUUACAUAAUUCAAAAGAACAUCCAGGAGGACCCUUGGAACCUGCCCAGCUCUAUUAAAACCCUGGUGGAGAGUCUGCAGAGAUUUGUAGAUGAUGGAAAGAACCAGCUUCUCCUAGCUCUGCUUAAGUGCACAGACACAUCUCUGCAGCUGCGCCGGGAUGUGAUUUUCUGCCAGGCGGCGACGGGCGCCCUGUGCACGCUGGCAGAGCAGCUGCUUGCAGCAUUGCGGUCGCGGUUCAACAAUGCCGGCGAGUACCAGGAAGACGGCAAGGAGACCAGCCGCAAGUGGCUGGAGCAAAUAUCUGCUAUUGGCGUGCUGCUGCACUUCCAGUCCACGCUAGCUCCACACCUGAAAGAGGAGCGGACCAUGCUGGAAGACACCAAGGCAGCCCUGUUGGACUUGGACAAAGUCACUGUGUUCUUCAGGCAACUGGAGGACGAGUGUCUAGUCGCAAAUACACCGGUGUGUUACCAGGUGGAGGGCAGCCGACAGGCCCUCAGGGUCACCCUGUACCUGGACAGCUGUCACUUCAGUGAGCUGCCCAGUCGGCUGCAAAAUGGAGGCAGCCUCAAGCUCCACACUGUGCUCUUCACCAGGGCACUGGAGCGUCCAGAGGGAGUGUCCCAGCAGGAGUACACAGCCAUGGAGGAGUUCCAGCAGCGCACCAACGCUGUCUCACUAGAGAAGGUCAAGGCCUACUACCGCAGACUCAGGGCUUUCUAUUUGGAGAAGUCCAAUCUCCCCACAGACUCAAACACCACUGCAAUGAAGAUAGACCAGAUACUGGGCCUUGAAGUUAGAGACCUGCGACCAAGCAUUUCAAAACUGCUGCGACCCCUCAACACACUGGACGAUCUCUGUCGACUAAUGCAGUCCUAUGUCAACGCGCGCCAGAGUGCCCAAGGCCACCCGUCAGGUGUCAGCGUGCUGUGUGUGUCCUCCGAGCUGUGUAACCGUCUGGGAGCCUGCCACAUCACCAUGUGUGGUACAGGCAUGCAGAGAUGUACCCUAAAUGUGACACUGGAGCAGGCAAUGAUCUUAGCCAGGAACCAUGGUCUCAUGCCACGCUGCAUUAUGCAGACCAUGGACAUAAUGCGCAAACAGGGGGCAAGAGUUGAGCUCUCUGCUAAGAAUCUCAAGGUAAUGGACCAGAUGCCUCCAUCAUUCCCAAGGCUCUUCAAGCUGUGUUUGCCCCCCUCAGAUGGAGAACUCUAAGAGCAUCUUCACUUCAGAGAAGCCAUCUGAGAAAGGGUAAAUGUGGGAGAGGAACAUAAGAUGAGAGCUGACAAUAACAAGAGUGCAAGUCUCACUGCUUUCGUUCCAAGAGACACUGCCAAUGGAAAGACCCUUGCCCCCCGCCCCCCACCGCUCCAGUUACACAGGGAUCAUUCCACCAUGGAUACCACUAGAGUCUUCAGUGCAACAUAUUGGCUGAACGAGACUGUACAAAUGACUAUUGUCAGUUACCAGGGAGCACGUACAGUGAGAUUGAUGCAGCCUGAAACUCAAGAUUAAUCAUGUACUGUUAUACUGGGAAACCCCACCCCCCAGAUAGAAGUGGUAUUACUUUGGCUGUCUGUCUCCACAAAGCUGACACGAAUGACUUGACAACUGGUGCAAAAUACUCACAUGAAAAGUGAAAGGGAGAUGUCAGUUUGUGGUCUCCAUUCUAAAGACAUCCACAGUGAUUCUGCUUGUAACUGAGCUCUUACUAUUAACUGGAUUAACCAAACUACCUGUAGCUGACUGUCAUCCUGAAUGCAGAUGUUAUCCGUUUUGCCUUGGACUGCAACUCCAGAGAGCUAUGUCUUUCUCUGUCUGGGCUGGUGUUCCCCAGGGCUCAAUGUUUGGACCCCAAGUGAAGUAGAAUAGUUGUGAGAUAGAAUACCCUGCUAUUCAUGUAUGUUAGCUGGCUAAAUAGAUGUAGAAAGGCAAAGAAUAGACAGAAAUGUGGAAGGUAGGAAAUGAGGGAAAGAUGGUUAGAUAGAGGGACAGGGAAUGGGGGGGCUGCUUUUUCUUUAGCCCAUUGCAUGUGGUUACUGUGCAAUUACUGUAGGUUUAGUGUGAGUACUGUAUUACUGCACUAUAUGAAGGAUAGUUAUUUAUUGUGUCCGGAAGGAGCAUUUUUAUCCCUCACUUAUACUUAUAUCAGGUAUUAAAGAAUCUAAAAGCAUUCCAGCCUACGUAUUGAACAGUAUUUAAAGGACCAAUGGCAUGCCAUUUUUUUUAGAUGUAACUGCUUGUGUAUUUUAUUUAUAUGUUUGGACUUUUAUCACAUCAGGAAGUGUUAAUUGAUCUUCAGGGAAAGCAAGGAGGGAAGACGAUCAGAAGCUAGCUAAUCAGAAUCAGGACAAAGAAAGCUAAAGCAAACUAUGAGACUGUUUUUCAGUAAGCAGCCAUGUCAACAGGUUGGGAUAUUGAGUCAUUGUUAAAUUAUUAAUAUAUUAAUUCAAAUGUACUAGUUGAAGGUUUGCCUUCUGUUAACUAAGACAUUAUUUUGAUUUUUAAAUUGGUUUUUACAUCGUCUUGGGACUGUUUUUACUGUAGGUAUUAAAAUAAGCACAACGAUUGGUCCAUUCAAGGUGCAGUGUUAGCAAAAAGUACUGUAAGCGGUUUGUGGAUGGUGUAAAACAAAGGGAUUCUUUCAGGACUGAAACACAGUAACAUUAUUUUACUGAAGAUUUUCAUUUCUUGUACAUACAAACUGUAACAAUGUUGGAGAAAAACGAUAGGAUGUGUCUCACAGCAGCGGAGUAAUGCUAUAAGUUAAAUUGGAUUAUUUUUAUGGAGAUAAUAUAGUAUAUAAAACAUUUUCUAUUUGUGACUGUGCAUUUAAAGAGAAGCUGUUUCUCUAUGCUGAGCAUAACCUCACUGACAACUUGUUGUUUUUGACUGUUAAAAAGGUUCGACGUGCAUUUCAAGAAACUGUCGUUGACAUGCUGCAUUCAUUAGACGGAUCACUUAGUCCUUUUUAUUUAUUCAAAAGCCGUCUGCUUCCAGUUGUGCAUGUUGGAAUCGUCUCCACACAUCCCCCUGCACUAGCAUGGCCUCUGUAAAUUUGCAUCCCAUCUAAUAGACUCAUUUACAUUAUUGUAAUUUCCUUUAUCAAAUCUAAUUUGAACAUUACAUAAACUCAGAAAGCAGGAGAUUCCAUAAUUUGGUUUUAAGUGUGUGUCACCAGUUUAAAUUAGCUAAUGACUGCAGCAUGGUGGUGUAGCUGGACAAACAAAUAUGUCACUGAUUACACAUUUAUUUACAUUAUUCUAAUGUUUUUGUAUAUACUUUAUUUGCAAUUUUAUGUUGCUUGAAAAUAACUGUACAAAGGAUCUUUGUUGAAUCUUUCUAAAAUUAUAAUUGUAAAUGCAAUCUUAACAAGAUAGUAAAUAAAAUGUUCACAGUA
This is a messenger RNA of Larimichthys crocea (large yellow croaker), 7472 nucleotides long. RefSeq names its product phosphatidylinositol-3,4,5-trisphosphate-dependent Rac exchange factor 1 (gene prex1). Gene Ontology annotation, molecular function: protein binding; guanyl-nucleotide exchange factor activity; GTPase activator activity. The transcript has 41 exons. NCBI's taxonomy places the organism in Eukaryota, Metazoa, Chordata, Actinopteri, Sciaenidae. Gene Ontology annotation, cellular component: plasma membrane. The coding region runs from base 293 to 5287 and encodes 1664 amino acids. Gene Ontology annotation, biological process: positive regulation of GTPase activity; G protein-coupled receptor signaling pathway; intracellular signal transduction. The record is from RefSeq and is a predicted model, not a curated record.